Molecule: messenger RNA, 930 nt
Organism: Copidosoma floridanum
Lineage: Eukaryota; Metazoa; Arthropoda; Insecta; Hymenoptera; Encyrtidae
Source: RefSeq, a predicted model, not a curated record
AUGGAUGCGUUUGCCCAAGGGGUCCAGAGGAGAUGGUCGGAGACAGCCGCGGCAGAGAUGUCGGGCGCCGAGUCUUCCGAGCAGGCGGUGCGCAGGUGGUCGAUGCCGUGGGACUGCCGUCACGUGACCGAGUGGCCGAGACAAGACACGACGACGGCCCGGUCGCGGCUCAGGGUACCCGGUCCGUACCACCAGGAGCAGCGCAGCAGGUCCUCGACCCCGGAGUCCCUGUGGAAGGCGCAGCAAUCGGCGACGCAGAGCGCGAGCCAGGACGGCUUGCGCGAGGCCAUACAGUUGCUCUCGUGCAAGCCGGGACUCAGGCCCUCGAGCCACCACCACCACCACCAUCAGCCCAACAGCGCUCAUCAGGCCGCUUCGGCGUACCAUCAGCCAGUCCUGCCCGGUGUCACCCUCACCGCCUGUAGCUACGAGACCAUAGGCUACGAGUCGUCGGCCUCCUCGUCGUCCGUCUGGCCGGGCUCCUGCAGGGCUGGGGCUGGCGGUGGCUCGUCGAGGGGAACCUGCUGGCCCCACGACUAUUCCCACUCCAGCGAUUACUCCGACCACUCGGGCCAUCGGGAUAGCGACCACAGCGUGCACAGCUGCGAGCACAGAGAUUCGGAGCACAGCGUAGGAAGCGGUAGCGGGCACGGGGACAGCAAGGACAGCAUUCAUUCCCACAGCGAUUACGGUGGUCAUCGCGAAUCCGAUCCCGGACCGGUUGAGCUGCUCCAGUCGCGCAAGAACAGCUCGUCGACCGACUCGUGCAUCUCGGCUCACAGUAGGUCGGGCUCGGAGAGCGCUGCCGGUGCUGGGGAAUCGGUUAGAUCGAACCUGUACUCCAUGUGGAGCGGCAGCGAUUUGCCGUUCAUCAAGCUGACCGAGAGCAGCGAAAAUCAAGAGGAUUCGACGCGCUGAUGUGACCGAGCA